Linum trigynum is the source of this 2748-nucleotide messenger RNA. Lineage: Eukaryota; Viridiplantae; Streptophyta; Magnoliopsida; Malpighiales; Linaceae. The record is from the annotation of a GenBank genome assembly.
UUCCAAAAAUCAUUAUUAUUCUAACCGUCUCGACUUUCGUUCACCUAAUCACCUUUCCUCUGAAAGUUUUUCGACCACUGCAUGCAGAGCCGUGAUGGCACAGGGCUCUAGCAAAGGCCAAGUGGACAAAAUUUUGGCUGAGCAACAAAACACUUUUUGCACGCUUUACCCAAAAGCCUCACGGAAAGUUUUUGUUUUGUAAUUGUUCAUGUUGGUUUCUGACUCACUAGGGAAUAGUUUGGCGCUGUCUUUGGAUUUUCUCUCCUGGGGCGCCCUUCCGCGAAAUCCCCCAAACUGCGAUUUCUUCCAUUCAAGUCCAUUUCACAGUGAUUAAAUCAACUGGAUUUCUCCUUAUAAUCAUUUUCCAGUCUAGCCUGUUUGGGUCCGUAAGAUUUUGUUUUUCUCUCGCUCUGGUUUGGUUUUCCUGUUCUCAACCUCUCCUGCAUGCAAAUUCUAGGCAACAGGGUUUCUGGGUUUCUUUGUCAGUGCUGAAUUCUGUGUUAUUCUUGAUGCAUGCAGGUUCUAAGCAGCUUGGCAGCCACUUGAUUCGAUCGAAUUCCCAGAAAUCGUUGAUCUUUUUGGGGCUGGAUACAGUUGAUUAGAAGGCUUCAGAGGUUUGAACCUUCGACCCUUUCCUAUUCCUGUUUUCUGCCUUUUGUAAUUUAUAGUGCCUAUCUUGCUGUGAAUAAUAGUAAACUCGGUUGAAUCUCCAUAAGACCAGUUCUCAUUGGAGGGAAUCUAGGAAACCAAGAGUCUGUUUGUGGAAGAAUAAGUAACAUCAGAAUUAGGCCUCUACAUGCUUUAAUUUGCUCUUUGAUUCCUUUUCUUCUUUCUUUGCCCUUUCUUUUGCCCGAGAUUUCACAUGUUGGAGAUCGUCACAUUAAAGACCCGUCUCUUCCUUCCCUAUUUUUCUCUUUGCUGUGAUCGACAUUGUGUUUGCUUCUUGGCUUGAUUUGGGGUUUCGUUGAGUAACAAACAAAAUCAUUUCUCAGUCGUUUUGUCUGAAAAUGGUAGCAGAAAAACAGCACUGUAAGAGAUUUUGGUUUCGUUUCCGCUCCUGAAAAGUUGUGGUGCAUGAAUUGUUUCCUGAUUCCUUUCUUUGUCAAUUCAGUUUUCUCCUGUCUGGACAUACCUCCACCAAACAUGGUAACAAGAACAGUUGAUCUCCGGUCGGAUACUGUCACCAAGCCUUGCGAGGCGAUGAGAGCUGCAAUGGCAAAUGCUGAGGUUGAUGACAAUGUUCUAGGGAACGACCCAAGCGCCUUGAGGUUGGAGACCGAGAUGGCGAGAAUUACGGGCAAGGAAGCCGCGUUAUUUGUUCCAUCCGGGACGAUGGGCAACCUCAUUAGUGUGCUUGUGCAUUGCGAUGUCAGGGGGAGUGAAGUAAUUCUAGGAGACAAUUCCCACAUCCACAUUUACGAGAAUGGCGGUAUCGCAACGAUUGGAGGUGUCCAUCCAAGGACAGUAAAGAACAAUGAGGAUGGAACUAUGGAUAUAGAUGUGAUUGAGGCCAAGAUAAGAGACCCGAGAGGGCAGCUUGUUUAUCCAACUACCAGGCUCAUCUGUUUGGAGAAUUCACAUGCCAACACUGGCGGGAGAUGCCUAUCUGUGGAGUACACAGACCAAGUAGGAGAAUUGGCAAAGAAGCAUGGGCUGAAGCUUCACAUUGACGGGGCUCGCAUUUUUAAUGCAUCAGUUGCUCUGGGAGUUCCUGUUCAUAGGCUUGUACAGGCAGCAGACUCAGUUUCGAUUUGCUUAUCAAAGGGUUUGGGAGCACCGGUUGGAUCUGUUAUUGUAGGUUCAGAAAGCUUCAUUUCAAAGGCUAAGAUUCUCAGGAAAGCUCUAGGUGGCGGGAUGAGACAGGUCGGCAUCCUUUGCUCUGCUGCAUUAUUUGCAGUUCAAAACAAUGUUGCAAAGCUAGAGAAUGAUCACAAGAAUGCGAAGACACUAGCUGUUGGGCUUAAUGAAAUCAACGGACUGAAAGUGAAUGUCUCCACUGUAGAAACAAACAUCAUAUAUGUCGAUUUAGAGGAGAGCUCCAACCUCACAGCAGAAAAGCUGUACAAGAACUUGCAGCAACAUGGCGUGGUCGUGAUGUUAGAGGGUCCGUACAGCAUAAGGAUUGUCAUUCACCAUCAAAUCUCAGAAACUGAUGUGCAGUACACGCUCUCGUGCUUUAAGCAAGUUUUAAAUGGCGCCAACGUGCACAGCGAAAACGGUAACUAGAGGCGGUGGAGGAAGAAGAAGAUGAAGAAGAAGAAAUUGGCCUCCUCCCAUUUCCCCAUUAUCUGUCUUGUCAUCCCAUCUAAGUUCACUGGGGAAAAUGUCGACCAUACUGGGAAAAGAAAUUGCAUUUUACUUUGCUAUGAUGGUGACCUUUUAGCCUCUCCAUUGGACAUGUGUGGGAGAGGCUAUGUUGUGUGAUGUUUUCGUUCAACUGUUGUAGACUUGUAGAGCUAUUUCCUCUUUGGUCCUGAAAACACAGGGAUAGCCUGAUUCAAUUCACCGCCCAACAUCUGCCGUUUUGCAGGAACGAUCAAUCCUUAACUAGAUCAUGAUAGUUUGAAUUAAUUGCUCACAUAAAAGCGUUCUAGCAUGUCUCAUAUAGCCUGUGAAAAACAAGUAACUUGACAUUAUGUGCCAUACAUGAUCCGCAUCGAUUCAGCUAUAAUGAGUCUCCCACUUUUGAUGUUGAUCUUGAGCAUAUUUAUGAUUUCAUCACCAUCGGAAUUAAAUAUGGAAGGUUGU